AUGGGCGAAAACCUCAGAUAUUUUUCUGGACUGGAUCUCUCAAAAAAUGAGCUGAGCGGUGAGAUCCCAGUAGAGCUUUGGCAUCUUCUGCAGUUACAUGCUCUCAAUCUAUCUCACAACAACUUAUCAGGAGUGAUACCGGAAAGCUUUUCAGGUCUGAAGAAUGUGGAAAGCCUCGAUCUUUCUUUCAACAGAUUACAAGGUCGGAUCCCAACACAACUUACAGAGUUGAACAGUCUUGCUGUAUUCAAUGUCUCUUUCAACAACUUGUCAGGAGUCAUUCCAGAGGGAAGACAGUUUAACACUUUUGAUACGCAAAGCUACUUCGGUAAUCCUUUUCUUUGUGGACAACCAACCAACACAAGCUGCAAUAACAACAACAACAACAACAACUUUCAAGAACUAGGUAAUGAAGUGGAAGUUGAUGAAUCUUUAAUCGACAUGGUGUCUUUUUAUUGGAGUUUUGUUGCAGCCUAUGUGACAAUAGUUCUUGGGAUACUUGCAUCACUCUCUUUUGAUUCUCCUUGGAGCAGGGCUUGGUUCUACAUCGUUGAUUGUUUCAUCCACAAAGUGAGGGAUUUGGUUUGGUAA
Molecule: messenger RNA, 591 nt
Organism: Camelina sativa (false flax)
Lineage: Eukaryota; Viridiplantae; Streptophyta; Magnoliopsida; Brassicales; Brassicaceae
Source: RefSeq, a predicted model, not a curated record